Messenger RNA from Sardina pilchardus (European sardine), 975 nucleotides. RefSeq names its product rhophilin associated tail protein 1-like (gene ropn1l). The coding region runs from base 154 to 819 and encodes 221 amino acids. The transcript has 6 exons. NCBI's taxonomy places the organism in Eukaryota, Metazoa, Chordata, Actinopteri, Clupeiformes, Clupeidae. The record is from RefSeq and is a predicted model, not a curated record.
UUGAUAAGUCGGCUAGUAGGUUGAUUUUUGAUUCUUAAAUUCUAUUUCCAUUUGUUUCACGAUUUUAAAUAUAUUUGCUGCCAUUUUCUUGCUCUAAGAUCUUCAGUCCUUUCCUAUUCACGGACCAUUGCACUGUAAAAUAACUGUGCCACAAUGCCGCCUCCUGAUACCAUGUACUGUGCUCAACAAAUUAACAUUCCUCCAGAAUUGCCUGAUAUUUUAAAACAGUUUACUAAAGCAGCUAUAAGAACACAGCCAGAUGAUGUGCUUAAAUGGUCUGCUGCUUACUUUUCAGCAUUAUCAAAAGGUGAAAUUCUUCCAGUCAAAGAGAGGUUAGAAGUAGGCCAACCAUCUUCAGCAACAACACAAACCUCCGGACUCUCCCCAGCUCUUCUCAAAGUCCUUCACAAACAACUUUCCCCCCAAAAGUCUGUGAGCAAAUCAGAGUUACAGGAGAAGUGGAGAGGGCUCUGCCUGUCCUCAGACCAUCUAGAUUCACUCCUUUCUCUGGGCAAUUUUGGUGAUAUGGUUGACUGGAUGGAGUUCUUUGCUCUUGGAUGCAGUACACUGGGUGGGACCAUCAUAAGUGCUCUGAAGUGUGCGUGUGAGAUCCUCACUGACGACCCAGAGGGCAGUGCAGCUCAUAUUCCCUAUGAGACGUUUGUGAGUCUGUACACAUAUUUGGCCCGCCUGGAUGGAGAUCUCUCAGAGGACCAGAUCAACAGCUUCAUACAGAAUCUACAGGAAGUUGCGGGACACAGAGGAGGCAUGGUUCUGCCCUCGGACUUUACAAGUCUCUGUGGUGAAAGCGCUGAGUAGAGCCUGGUCCUGAUUGGUUGCAGAUGGUCACUGGGUGUAAUGUUUGGCGGCCUGAGGCCACGGCAGAGCUCAGGGGUGGAACUGAAUGUGUACAAGAUGCAUUAUGUUUCAUGUUGUGGGCAUUGUGAUAAAUGCCCCUUUUUUCCACUUUGUGAA